This is a messenger RNA of Paecilomyces variotii, 2907 nucleotides long. Its product is annotated as kinesin motor domain-containing protein. The transcript has 2 exons. Bases 1 to 2907 code for a protein of 968 amino acids. Lineage: Eukaryota; Fungi; Ascomycota; Eurotiomycetes; Eurotiales; Thermoascaceae. The record is from RefSeq and is a predicted model, not a curated record. Gene Ontology annotation, molecular function: microtubule motor activity; ATP binding; microtubule binding. Gene Ontology annotation, biological process: microtubule-based movement.
AUGGCGUCAACCUCGGCUCUACCGCAGCGUCCCCGUGCGACGAACAACCCACCAACUUCAAUACCGAGCCAGAAAGCGAGAAAGAGUCUACCGGUACCCUCAGGAGGGUCAAGGGUACCAUCACCCACGCCUUCAAAGCUACGGACGCCUGCGUCUCCUCGACCCCAGCUUGCCAAAUCUAGUCAGUCGAGCUCGACGACCGACAUUCCCAGUCUGAGGUCGACCUCAGCGGGACGCACUCCCAGCAGCCCUGACAAGACACUGCGGAGGACGAUUAGCAUCGCGGCGUUCCCUCAGCCCCCCAAAGCUGGCAGUACCCGUCCUUCCCCGUCUUCGUCUUUCUCCGGUAUUCCUCCGAAAUCCGCUACGCCAGAUCUGAAAUCCAGCGCUUCAUCGAUUACUUCGAAGUCGAAGAAACUUUCCAGGCUGAGCACUGGCACUACCAGCAGCUACCGCAGUUCCAAGACUCCAUCUCUACUAGGACUCGGCGCUGCCAGCGUGGAUCCGGAGGGCCAAUUCAACAUUCCAUCACCGCCACAGAGCCGGAGCUCGUCUGCGCAAGGCUCGUAUUCCACUAGUGCGACAACAUUUGACGAUGCUGACGAGGCUGGCGGGAACUCGAAGGGGACUGGUAAAGCUAAAGAUGCGAAAGGCAAUGUGCUUGUCAGUGUCCGAGUUCGGCCUGAUGCGGGCAAUUCCGACGCUUCAAAACCGGAUGGAGAGUGGAUGGUAGAUGGACGGAGGGCUCUAAUCUCUUUCAGAGGCAAGGAAGCCGGUGACUACUAUUACGAUAAUGUAUUCACCACCCACGACAACAAUGCCAAGGUAUACGAUGCCGCAGCGAAGCGUCUCGUACGGAGAGUCAUGGAAGGUUACCACGGAACGGUUUUCGCAUACGGUAUGACUGGAACGGGAAAGACCUUCUCUAUGCAGGGAACAGCAACAUCGCCUGGAGUAAUCCCGCUGGCCAUCACAGAUAUUUUCUCCUAUAUUAGGGAAACCCCACACAGGGAGUUCCUUCUGCGCGUUAGCUACCUGGAGAUCUACAACGAAAAGAUCCACGACUUGCUUUCUGCUUCCACCCAAAACGGCCCCGGAAUCGCUCAACAGGAAGAAAUCAAAUUACGCGAAGACAGCAAACGAGGUGUAUACGCUACUCCCCUAAAGGAGGAGAUCGUGCAGAGCCCUACUCAAUUGCUUCGAGUCAUUGCUCGAGGUGAUCAUGCCAGAAGAGUUGCCAGCACUCAGUUCAACGCUCGCAGUUCGCGCAGUCAUGCCGUCGUCCAGAUCGUUGUGGAAAGCAGAGAGCGAGCACCCCCAGGCAGUGCUUCGCACGAUAAGCGCUCGGCAAUUGUACCCGGUGGAGUAAGGGUAUCAACGUUGAGUCUUAUCGAUCUGGCGGGUUCCGAGAGAGCCGCCGACAAUAAGGAACGACGUCAAGAAGGUGCCCAUAUCAACAAGAGCUUGCUCACGCUUGGCACGGUUAUCUCGAAGCUCUCUGAGACUAAGGACAAGAACGGGGCGGACCGAGAUGGAAAACAUCUGCCAUAUCGUGACAGUAAGCUGACCCGGCUGCUGCAACCUGCGUUGUCCGGAAACUCCUUGGUCAGUAUCCUCUGUACGAUCCAGCUAGGGUCAGCUGGCAGCGCAGCAUCGGCGAACUCACACACGGGCGAGACGCUGAAUACCAUGAAAUUCGCUGCUAGAGCCAAGAACAACAUCGUCAGUCAUGCGAAGAAGGCUGAAGAAGCGCUUGGUAGCUCUGGCGAUGGUGGGAGUCGUGUCCUUCUGGAACGCUAUCGCAUGGAGAUCCAGUCACUGCGCAGCCAGCUCGAGGGCCAGGCUAAGGCCCAGGCUGAGAAAGAGCUUAAGAUGGAGGAGAAGCAGCUGGAGAACGAAGCUCAGGUCCGUCACGAGGAACAGAUGUUGGAGAUGCAGCUGGCCAGGACGGCUUUGAAAGAGCGUAUUGAGCAUCUUAACCGCCUUAUUCUCUCUUCAAAAUCUACGGGUGUGAAUAGUGGCACAAUGUCUGCACUGGGUAGGCUGUCGAGGAUGUCCAGCACCCUCAAUGAUGGUACUAGAUCUCUACGUUCCUCCGUCAGCCAAUCCACACUGGGUGCGCAUUCAUUGAAUCGAACGGUAUCCAUGAUGUCCUUCAACAGUGUCGAUCGCUCGAUCCGUGCUUCCUAUCCCGGAGUGUCCUCUCCGAAUGAGGACGAUGAGGACACCAUGGGCGAAUUCGGGGAUGGCACGGCUAGUCUUCAGAUGCAAGUUAGUGCUCUGCAAGCGGAUCUUGCAGACAAGAACAGGUACAUAUCCACACUUGAAAGACGACUGCUGCAAGCAAGACGCUCUAGCCAUUCGCGGACGUCUAUGGGCCUCCAGCAGCAGAUCAAAUCUGGAAACGUGUCUGCGGAUGAUCCUGAUGUUGUGAACCUGCUUCGUGAGAAGGAUAAUGAAAUAGCUGAGCUACGGAUUCAACUUGAUGACAAGGAUCGCAUGCUUACUGCACUGCGGUCAGCGGCUCGCCAGCGAGAUCUGGCUUGUAUGACUCCUGAUCUAAUUGCGCCCGAAAACAGAACCAUGCUGGUACGUCGGAGUACCGGGAGCAACAGUAGCUCCAAGACAGCGUCUGCAGUUCUUUGUGGUCCAGGUGAUAACAACGAUUCGUUAAAGACGUCCGAGAAGGAAAAAGCAAAAAAGAGAAGGAGUGUGGACGAAAUGUCCCGUAUGCUCGAUGAGAUGAUCCAGGAUCGGGUUGAGAGCGGCCAGCUAAUAAAGGGUUCGCGUGGAAGUAUGCGCGUUGCCAACGAGAGCCGACCAGUUUCGGCUUCAGCAACAACAAUCCCGGGCUUGAAUACGACCCCGACUCCGAAAGUGCCAUUCCCAGACAGGCAGUCGACCUGA